UCAAACUAUUUCUCACUCCCACUCGUCCUUUCAUCCUCUAGUAUAUGUACGGACCAUCUUUUCACUGAUCACAGUCGGUUGAGGAGCGUUUUGACGGGACCAUUAUCAAUUAAACACCAUGGGGCUAACAAGUGAUCCACAUUUCCAGAAACUUGAACAAUGGUACAAAUCCAAAGCCGGGAACCUCAACAUGAGAGAGAUGUUUGAUGCUGACAAGGAUAGAUUCAGCAAAUUUAGCAUAACACUUGAAACCGAUGAUGGCAACAUCCUGCUCGAUUACUCCAAAAACCUCAUCAAUGAGGAAGUCAUGAGGAUGCUUCUCGGCCUGGCCAAGUCCAGAGGAGUGGAGGAAGCAAGAGACCGGAUGUUUUCUGGAGAGAAGAUCAACUUCACUGAGGGCCGUGCUGUUCUCCACAUUGCUCUGCGUAAUCGUUCAAACACUCCAGUCAAUGUAGAUGGCAAGGAUGUCAUGCCGGAGGUCAACAGGGUCCUGGACAAGAUGAAGGCCUUCUGUCAUAAAGUUCGCAGCGGUGAGUGGAAAGGAUUUAGUGGGAAAGCCAUAACCGAUGUGGUCAACAUUGGGAUUGGUGGGUCUGACUUGGGUCCUCUCAUGGUGACCGAGGCCCUGAAGCCCUACUCUAAGGGUGGCCCCAAUGUGUGGUUUGUGUCCAACAUUGAUGGCACACACAUGGCCAAGACCCUGGCCCAGCUCAACGCUGAGACGACCCUCUUCAUCAUCGCCUCCAAGACCUUCACCACCCAAGAGACCAUCACCAACGCGGAGUCUGCCAGGGAAUGGUUCCUACAGACAGCCAAUGAUCAAUCUGCUGUUGCCAAGCAUUUUGUGGCGCUGUCCACCAAUGCACCUAAAGUGCAGGCCUUUGGUAUUGACACAAACAACAUGUUUGAAUUCUGGGAUUGGGUUGGAGGGCGUUACUCUCUGUGGUCUGCUAUUGGGAUGUCUAUUGCACUGCACAUCGGGUUUGAAAACUUCGAACAGCUUCUUGCUGGUGCUCACUGGAUGGAUAACCAUUUCCACAGUGCCCCCUUGGAGAAGAAUGUGCCGGUCCUUCUGGCCAUGUUAGGUGUCUGGUACAUCAAUUUCUUCCAAGCUGAGACCCAUGCCAUGCUACCAUACGACCAGUACAUGCAUCGUUUCGCUGCAUACUUCCAGCAGGGUGACAUGGAGUCCAAUGGGAAGUAUAUUACUAAAGAUGGCACCCGUGUUAAAUACCACACCGGCCCUAUUGUCUGGGGUGAGCCGGGGACCAAUGGACAGCACGCCUUCUACCAGCUCAUCCACCAAGGCACACGUAUGAUUCCUGCUGACUUCCUCAUUCCUGCCCAGACGCAGCACCCCAUCAGGGACAGCCUCCACCACAAGAUCCUGAUGGCCAACUUCCUGGCUCAGACGGAGGCUCUGAUGAAGGGUAAGACUUCAGAUGAGGCCAGGAAGGAGCUGGAGGCUACCGGGCUGCAAGGACCAGAGCUGGAUAAACUGCUUCCACACAAAGUGUUCCAGGGGAACAAACCCAGCAACUCUCUAGUUUUCAAGAAGCUGUCGCCCUUCAUGCUGGGAGCACUGGUUGCCAUGUAUGAGCACAAGAUCUUUGUGCAGGGGGUCAUCUGGAACAUCAACAGUUAUGACCAGUGGGGCGUUGAGCUGGGCAAACAGUUGGCGAAAGCCAUUGAGCCGGAGCUGAGGGACAGCUCUGAGGUCCAUUCUCACGAUUCCUCUACCAACGGGCUCAUCAACUUCCUCAAGAAGAACGCUGCCUAGAUGUCUUCGCUGCUGACCCUCCACCUUUGACGUUUGCCCCCUGGCUGAUCCCUACUGGAACCCUGCUACUGGUUGACCUAUUCCACAAUGUAGUCCUGAUCCUUGGCCCGCAGAAAAGAGCACUUUACAUUUGUGAUGAUCACCGUCUGUUUCCGUGAUUUGUGAGACUUUACUGUAUAAUCUAGAUGUACUAUUACGGUUUAACCUGAUAAUGGAAUAACUUGCUUUGGGUAGGGAGACUCCUUUUAAUAUUACAACGUGCAAGAUAUUACUGUAGGUGACAGGGCCUCCUCACUGUAGUCAGUACAGACUUACCAAAUAAAAGCCAUUUGCCACUCUU
Messenger RNA from Esox lucius (northern pike), 2120 nucleotides. RefSeq names its product glucose-6-phosphate isomerase a (gene gpia). Bases 119 to 1780 code for a protein of 553 amino acids. The record is from RefSeq and is a predicted model, not a curated record. The transcript has 18 exons. Gene Ontology annotation, biological process: glucose 6-phosphate metabolic process; glycolytic process; gluconeogenesis. Lineage: Eukaryota; Metazoa; Chordata; Actinopteri; Esociformes; Esocidae. Gene Ontology annotation, molecular function: glucose-6-phosphate isomerase activity; monosaccharide binding; carbohydrate derivative binding. Gene Ontology annotation, cellular component: cytosol.